This is a messenger RNA of Humulus lupulus (European hop), 3556 nucleotides long. RefSeq lists its product as uncharacterized. Lineage: Eukaryota; Viridiplantae; Streptophyta; Magnoliopsida; Rosales; Cannabaceae. The transcript has 3 exons. Bases 2778 to 3515 code for a protein of 245 amino acids. The record is from RefSeq and is a predicted model, not a curated record.
UCCCCUUCCUUCCCGAUCUUCUCCUUUUCUUCUCUUCUGUUCUUCUUCUCCUUCUCUCAUCUCUCUGUUCUUCUCCUUCUCGAUCUUCUCUUCUGUUUUUCAUUAAAAAUCCCUAAACACUCCAUGAUAACUUGCUAUGAAGGAAAGACCAAAGAUGGAAAGGUAUUAAAAGAAACCUUACCUCACCUGGAUGAAUAAUAGUAUGUUGUCAACUCUAAACUUAGGGUUGCUCUCUGAUUGUUAUUUCAGGAAUUUGAGGUGACCCUAUUUGGAUUUUGUAGAGAUAUCUGUGACCCAGAUUGAGAUUUCAUGGACACUGUGGUUAAUUCUUUCAAGCCUUGGUAACGAAAUUUGCCACCUUACUCAUCUUUACUACUAACUUGAGUUAAGUUCACUCAAAGCCUUUGUUUAUAUAUAUAUUUCAACUUUUGAUUUUAGCGUGGGUCAGAAAGUUUUGUGAGCUUUUCAGAGUUUUGGUUUUUGACAGCAUUAAAAGAAAGUCUUUCUGAGUAGGUUUUUUGAGAGGUACAAUCGAUGUAUGUUCACUUUUGAGAGGCAAGGGGAAAAGAGCAUAGUUUUGUUCUGGGUUCUUUCUAGAAGUGGUUGGGAUUUGUACUGGGAAAUUUUUGUAAGGAUUGAGAGUGAUCUUUUCUAGAAAGCUGAGAGUGUAGUAUUCUUUAUCAUAGUGGAACCGUGGAGACACGAGAACUGGGUGUAGGUCACUGAUUUGGUGGCUAAACUAGUAUAAAAUUGGUGUGUUUGUUCAUUUCUUCUCUUUUAUUUUCCGUUCUUGAUUAAUUAAGUUUUUUCACAACUUGUUUUUGUUCUGUUUUUACAACAAAAAUCAGAGCCAGGUUUACGAUCCCAAAGGAAUCAAGAAAGUUGUGAUUGAAAGGUGUUUGUGAAAAGGCCCAAGAGGAGAUUCAAGAACGUGUUAUUGAUGGCGACGAGUUCUACUUUUACCAAAUUUGAUCUUUAUCGUUUUAGUGGUAGUGGUGAUUUUAGUCUCUGGAAAAAAAAGCUGAAGGUUGUUCUUAUCCAUCAAAAUUUAGAUGGUGCUUUGGAAGAGGAAACUAAAUUGGCGGAGACCAGGAAAGCUACAGAGAUUAAAACUGUAAUGAAGAAAGCAAGAUCAACUAUUAUCAUGCAUCUCGAGGACAACGUUAUAAGGCAGGUUAUAGGUGAGGAUACACUGAGUGGUGUAUAUGUCUGGUGAGGACGAUACACAAGAUCGACUACAAAAGAUUAAAGACUAUCUUGAGGCAUCGUCCGCUUCACACUCUUCCAGAACUAUCACUGAUAAUCCACUAUUUCAGCGUCAUUAUCAACGUGCAGAGUCUGUUAAAGAGCCAUUAUCGUCUGACAACGAAUCUGAUUCUGAUGAUUCAGUUCGAUCCUAUAGAAAAAUGGCCCAGCAAAGGACGUUGAAAGAGUUGGCAGCGCCAGAUCUUGACCAACAACCGCUUUGCAUCCAGUAUCCACCUUUGGAUGUUAACUUGAGUUGAAGUCGGGCCUCAUCCACUUAUUGCCUUCUUUCCAUGGGCUGCUUGGUCAGGACCCAAAUAAACAUUUGAAGGAGUUUCAUAUUGUCUGUUCUAGUAUGAAACCUGCUGCAGUGACUGAAGAAAAAAUUAAGCUGCGAGCUUUUCCUUUCUCCCUGAAGGAUGCAGCUAAAGAGUGGUUGUACUAUCUUCCACCUGGUACUGUUAAAACAUGGAAUAUUAUGAAGACUAUGUUUCUGGAACGAUAUUUUCCAGCAUCUAAAGUUGGAAGCAUCAGGAAAGAGAUAUGUGGUAUAAGGAAAUAUACAGGAGAGUCUUUGUAUGAAUAUUGGGAGAGAUUUAAGCGGUUGUGUGCUAGUUGCCCUCAUCAUCAGAUAAGUGAACAACUCCUCAUUCAGUACUUUUAUGAAGGAUUACAAUCACUGGAUAGGAGUAUGAUUGAUGCAGCCAGUGGGGGUACACUAGUUGAUAAGACUCUUGCUGCAGCCAGAAACUUGAUUUCUAAUAUGGCUGCUAACUCACAACAGUUUGGCAUUCGCCAAGAUCCUACUCCACCACCCAAAUCAGCUAAUGAAGUAAGCACCUCUAAUGCUAAUUAGCUUGAUCAACAAUUGGCCAAAUUAACUGUAGUUGUACAACAACUUGCUUUAGGCCAACAGGUGAGGCCAUGUGGAAUCUGUCAGGUUGUGGGGCAUGCUACUGAUACUUGCCCUACUCUAUUUGAGGGAGAGAUUGAGGGUGUUAAUGCUGUAGGAAAUUUCCCUGGUCAACUACGUCAGAUGUACUAUGAACCAUUUUCACAAACUUAUAUCCUGGUUGGCAUGAUCAUCCAAAUCUUCGUUAUGGGAAUCAACAACAAGUUGCUCCACAAUCUACAUCUGUGAGACCACCUGGUUUCACUUUUCAACAACGGUCUCAACAUAAUUUUGUACCCAUACCAUCGCAAGCAUCGCAAGCUGCUCCACCACCAAGUGCCAAACCUUCCACUGAAGAUUUAAUCAAUGCAAUUGCUACAAAUAUGCUUCAGUUUCAUAAAACUACCCAAGCGUCCAUAAAAAGUUUGGAGAAUCAGGUGGGACAACUAGCGACAUCAUAUGAUAGGUUGGAAGCUCAUCUUUCUAAUAAAUUGCCUUCACAACCUGAGAGGAAUCCCAAGGAGAAUGUAAGUGCGAUAACACUACAAAGUGGUAUACAAUAUGAGCCACCACACAACCUUUAUUGCCAGCUCCAGUGCAAAAGCAAGUAGUAGACAACUCCAUCCAUGAUGAACCAUCAAUGCAGAAAAAGUCACAUAAACCAACUAUGCCAACCUAUGUCUCUCGUCCGCCUUUUCCAAGCACAUUGAAAAAUUUUAAGAAAGAGGAAGCUAACAAGGAAAUUCUUGAGACUUUUCGCAAAGUUGAGGUAAACAUUCCAUUACUUGAUGCUAUUAAAAAAGUGCCACGUUAUGCUAAAUUUUUGAAGGAGUUGUGCACGAAUAAGAAGAAAUUGAAGGGUAAUGUAAAUAUAAGUGUGGGGGAGAACGUCUCUGCUGUUCUCCAAAAGAAGCUGCCACCAAAAUGCAAGGAUCCUGGAACCUUUAGAAUUCCUUGUAUGAUUGGGAAUAAAAGGAUUGAGCGAUGUAUGGUAUAUUUAGGAGCAUCGAUUAAUGUCAUGUCAUAUUCAUCAUAUGCUUCUUUAAAUCUUGGGCCACUAAAGGAGACAAGAGUUAUUGUUCAGCUGGCAGAUCGCACUAAUGUUUAUCCUUUAGGGGUAGUUGAAGAUGUGUUGGUAAAGGUUGAUGGACUUGUCUUUCCAGCAGACUUCUAUGUACUUGAAAUGGGGGAUGCAUCAAUACCCAAUCCGACACCAGUUUUAUUUGGGAGGCCAUUCUUGAUGACAACAAAUACAAAGCUGGAUGUUAGAACAGGAACACUGACAAUGGAAUUUGAUGGUGAAGUUAUCAAAUUCAAUGUGUUUGAUUCUCCUGGUAAGAUUAAAGGGAAGGAGACUUCAUUGAAAUACCCAACAUAAAGAUCUUGAGAGCGGCAUUUAGUCGAGCUAACGACGUUAAA